AUGACAGUUAAAGAGAUGCAACAAAUGGACAUUGAUGAUAUGCAAGACACAGAUACUUUAGACACUAAUUCUGAUAUUUUAAAAAGUGUAGUCAGAAAACUAGCUGAAAUUACACAACUAUUUGUUCCUCUAAUUAAUUCUGUAUUUAUAAUCGUAUUGGAAGCAGUAAAGAUUUAUGAAAAUGCUAAGCAUAACAAAAAUAUUU
This is a messenger RNA of Racocetra persica, 205 nucleotides long. The record is from the annotation of a GenBank genome assembly. Lineage: Eukaryota; Fungi; Glomeromycota; Glomeromycetes; Diversisporales; Gigasporaceae.